Messenger RNA from Ictalurus furcatus (blue catfish), 3144 nucleotides. It is a transcript of the gene slc27a1a, whose product is annotated as solute carrier family 27 member 1a. Gene Ontology annotation, molecular function: long-chain fatty acid-CoA ligase activity; long-chain fatty acid transmembrane transporter activity; fatty acid transmembrane transporter activity. The record is from RefSeq and is a predicted model, not a curated record. Gene Ontology annotation, cellular component: plasma membrane; mitochondrial inner membrane. Lineage: Eukaryota; Metazoa; Chordata; Actinopteri; Siluriformes; Ictaluridae. The transcript is spliced from 12 exons. Gene Ontology annotation, biological process: long-chain fatty acid import into cell; phosphatidylserine biosynthetic process; positive regulation of heat generation. The coding region runs from base 277 to 2208 and encodes 643 amino acids.
GCCUGACACACUGCUGUCAUCCGCUCUCCAUGGGUUUAUCAGCCUGACACACACACACACACACACACCUUCCUCAGUUCAUCAUAGGUAAAUACUGUAGUACUGCCGCCCUAGGAGCUGCGCUCGCGCUCCUUCUUCCUCCUCCUCCUCCUCAUUGGAGGACUUUUAUGGACGUGUUGUUGCUGAAGUGCUGUUCAGCGCCUGUGCCGCGCCAUUGGGACAGAGCACCGAGUGGGGUCUGAGUGAGUGAGUGAGUGUGUGUUUGUACUCGGUAGGAUGCGCUAUGCCGUGUCUCUCGGCUCUCUCGGCCUGCUCCGGCUGCUCGGCGCGCCCUGGUCGUGGAGCGUGGCCGCUGGACUCGGCCUGUACCUGGGCUCCGGCGGCUGGAGGUACUUGUACGUGGCCGCGCGCACCGCAAAGAGGGACCUCAACGGUGUGCUGAUGCUCCUGAGGGUGAAGCUGGCGCUGUGGCGUCACACGCGUAAUGGCAGCACCAUCCCCUCCAUCUUCGCCCAGACCGUCGCUCAGCACCCGGACAAACCCGCUCUGGUGUACGAGGCCACCGGGGAAACGUGGACCUUCUCUGAGCUCGACCGGCUGAGUAACGGCGUGGCUCAGUGGGCUCUGAGUCAGGGCUGGGGGACGGGGGACGUGGUGGCUCUGUUGAUGGAGAGCAGGCCUCUGCAGGUGGCGCUGUGGCUCGGCCUGGCCAAAGUCGGCAUCGAGUCGGCGCUCAUCAACUUCAACCUGAGGCGAGAUUCCCUCAUGCACUGCCUGGGCGUGUCGGGAGCACGGGCGCUCGUCUUUGGGGCGGAGCUCGCUGACGCCGUGUCGGAGGUAAGCUCCUCUCUGAGCGAGUCUUUGGCUCUCUUCUGGACCGGAGACCCGAGUCCUGAUCACAUGACCUCUCUGAAAGCGCAGCCAUUCGACACUCUGCUGGCGUCUGCACCACGCCAUCCUCCUUCCUGCACCCCAUCCAAGGGCUUCAACGACCGUUUGUUCUACAUUUACACCUCUGGUACCACCGGACUUCCCAAAGCUGCUAUCGUGGUGCACAGUCGAUAUUAUAGAAUGGCUGCUUUUGUUUAUUAUGCUUUCGGCAUGAAGCGAGACGACAUCCUGUAUGACUGCUUACCUCUCUACCAUUCAGCAGGUAAUAUAAUUGGUGUCGGUCAGUGUUUACUCAACGGACUGACUGUGGUGGUGAAGAAGAAGUUUUCAGCCAGCCGCUUCUGGGAAGACUGCAUCAAAUACAACUGUACGGUGGUGCAGUACAUCGGCGAGAUCUGCCGCUACCUGCUGUCUCAGCCUGUGCGCCCGUCAGAGCGUGGGCACCGUGUGCGCCUGGCAGUGGGUAACGGGCUACGCCCCAGCGUGUGGGAGGCCUUCACUCAGCGCUUCGGCAUUAAACAGAUUGGCGAGUUCUACGGAGCCACCGAGUGUAACUGUAGCAUCGCCAACAUGGACGCCAAGGUGGGAUCGUGUGGUUUUAACAGCAUGAUUCUGCCCAACGUCUACCCCAUCCGCCUAGUGAAGGUAAACGAGGAGACCAUGGAGCUGGUGAGGAAUAAGGACGGACUUUGUGUUCCAUGUCAGCCAGGAGAACCCGGGCUGCUGGUGGGCAAAAUCAACCAGCAGGAUCCUCUGCGGCGCUUUGACGGCUACGCCAAUCAGGAGGCCAACAAGAAGAAGAUUACCUACAAUGUUUUCAAGAAAAACGACUCCGCCUACCUGUCAGGUGAUGUCCUGGUGAUGGAUGAAUUGGGCUACAUGUACUUCCGGGACCGCAGUGGGGACACGUUUCGCUGGAAAGGUGAAAACGUCUCCACUACUGAAGUGGAAGGAACCCUGAGCAGUCUGCUGGGCCAGACGGAUGUGGCAGUGUACGGAGUCACUGUGCCAGGUGUGGAGGGAAAAGCGGGGAUGGCUGCUAUCGCUGACUCCACAGGGACCUUUAACUGUGAAUCCUUUCUCCGAGAAGUCCAGAAGGUGUUGCCUCCAUACGCUCGACCAGUUUUUCUCCGCAUCUCCCCACAAGUAGAUACUACAGGUACAUUUAAAAUUCAGAAGACCAGGUUACAGAAGGAGGGAUUUGACCCCCGUAGCACAGCGGACCGGAUCUACUUUCUGAACUCCAGAGCGGGGCGUUAUGAAGCCGUGACCGAGGAAAUGUAUAACGCUUUAGUGGAAGGUAGGAUUCCUCUGUGAGACAGGAUGAGGCGCAGGUCAAGCAAAACCGUGGCAUUUCAUGGAUCAGUAAUUAAGAUGCAAACUGGAUUUCUGUUGUGGCUUGUAGUGCUAAUAUUUAGAGAGACACCGAUUAACAUUUAAUUGAAAAAAUAAAUAAUAAAAAGGUUCAUUUUUUUUUUACAUUUUACAGCGUGUAAACCGUGCAUUUUGCAUAAGACACGCAUUAGGUUAAAGGUGUCCUCGAUGGGACGUUCUGCUACCAGUGAAAAGCUCUGUCUGAUAUGUUGGUUUUUAUUUGGAAAGGCCUGUUACUUUCAGUAGAGGACAUUUCUGAGGUCAUGGCAUUCAUUUAACGACUUGUUCUGAACAGAAGUAUUACAGAAGAUAUUCUCCUGAACAUCAGAGCUGUUGAUUUUUCUUGCAUUAUUUUCUUACUGAUAAUGUGACACAAACAUGGCAGCAAGACGGCAGCACAAACUCUCAAAUUCCUCAUUGUCCUUUAUUUACAACUGUUGUUUUAGAGACAUACUUUUAAGCAAUGCAUAAAAUCUCAUAAAGGAGGAAGUGUAUAGUUUACUUUAAUUAUAGUUAUUAAUAAUGAUGAUAAUCCCUGUCGGGUUGGCAAACGCUGACCUCGAUGAUGUUUUUCACACUGACUGUGUGUGUGUGUGUGUGUGUGUGUGUGUGUGUGUGUGUGUGUGUGUGUGUGUGUGUGUGUUUGUGUGUGAGAGAGAGAUUAACUGGUUUUUAAAUGAUUAUAGAUUGAUAUUUCUAAAGACGUCUACUACAAAGUGCCUUGAAUCUGCUCUCCCCGAAUUUAUGAGAAAAUAACGAUCCGUUCUAGACAAUUUAAUUUGGACUUUCAUUUUUCUUGUUACCCUGUGGGUCAUCAGCACUGAUGGUUGUCCUGUUUUAACAUGAUUUGAAUGGAAAUAAACGUUAUUAAAAACCUGC